ACCCCAGCUCGACAGGCCCGAGAGUCUCAGCUGGACUCGGCGUACGAGGAGUGCAAGAAACUAACGAGCGAGUACGCCAAGACGUUCUUCCUCGCGACUCUCGCCAUGGAGCCGCUGCAGGCCAAGGCCACGUGGGCGAUCUACGCCUGGUGCCGGCGAGUCGACGAGAUUGUGGAUGGACCAAAGGCUGAUCCGAACCCGGAGACGCAGAGGAAGCUGCUGGAGGAGUGGAUGGCGCGGCUGGACAGCAUGUGGAGCGACAGGGGAGGGCAGGCGGGUCUUGACUCGUUCGACUUGGCGUUCAAGGACAUGCUGCAGCAGUACCCGGGGAGCGACAUCGAGCCUUACCGAGACAUGAUCCGGGGCAUGCAAAUGGACAUCGACGACAGGCGGUACGAGACGUGGGAAGAGCUGUACCUCUACUGCUACCGCGUCGCUGCUACUGUUGGGCUGAUGACGCUGCCUGUCAUGGGAACGGCCAAGGGAGUGGGAGUCGACGACGCUCGCACGCCUGCUGUGGCGCUAGGGAUCGCGCUGCAGAUCACCAACAUCCUGAGGGAUGUCGGGGAGGAUGCGCGGGACAGAGGGAGGAUCUACUUGCCGAUCGAGGACCUGAAGAGAUUCGGAGUGACGGAGAGGAGCCGGAACGGUGGAGCGGUGGACGAGAAUUACAGAAACCUGAUGAAGUUCGAGAUCGCGAGGGCGAGACAGUACUACAAGGAGGCGGAGGAGGGGAUUGCUCUGUUGGCUCCGGGGGCUCAGCUGCCGGUCGCAGUGGCUGCCGAGCUCUACAAGGGAAUUCUGGAUGAGUUGGAGAAGAACGACUACGACAACUUCAACAAGCGAGCUUUCCUUUCCCGAGAACAGGUAUGA
Messenger RNA from Guillardia theta CCMP2712, 873 nucleotides. RefSeq lists its product as hypothetical. NCBI's taxonomy places the organism in Eukaryota, Cryptophyceae, Pyrenomonadales, Geminigeraceae. The annotation marks the transcript as partial. The transcript is spliced from 3 exons. Gene Ontology annotation, molecular function: geranylgeranyl diphosphate synthase activity. Gene Ontology annotation, biological process: biosynthetic process. The record is from RefSeq and is a predicted model, not a curated record.